Molecule: messenger RNA, 3633 nt
Organism: Dicentrarchus labrax (European seabass)
Lineage: Eukaryota; Metazoa; Chordata; Actinopteri; Moronidae
Product: transcriptional regulator QRICH1
Exons: 12
Coding region: 446-2878 (810 amino acids)
Source: RefSeq, a predicted model, not a curated record
AGAGCAGUCUGGAGAGCAGUCGCGUUGUUCUCGAGGCCUUUACUUCCGUCAUUUCAUAAAUCACUGGAUAAACACAGCGGAGGCUCUAUUUUUUUUGCACGUAUCUGUGUGUUACAAGCCGUAGUAACCGCGACUCCACUGGAUCGAUAAGUCAGUGCUUUCCUGGAGCUGGGGAAACUUGUUUUACACCGAAGCCUGUCCGGAUCUCACCCCUGAAACAAGCAGACGUCAGACCUCGCCUCGCUCGUCGCUGCUGUUACAUUUUUAUCGCAACUUAACCCGCAUUGUUUGCGGGAUUACACUCGCUGCUACAUGCACUUAACGUUAUGUAGCCAAGUUGAUGGUGUGCUGGUGGUAGCUGUUAGACGUUUAUCGGCUUUUUAGUUUUAAACACCGUGCCUUGGCGGAAAGAAGAGGAUUUCGUUUUAUUUAAGAAAGACUGACGAUGAAUGAGCAGGAGAGUGGGGUGGUCUCCUUUGAUGAAUAUGUGCGGCAGAAGGCCCGCACUGUGCCUCAGCACAGGAUGAAGGAGUUCCUGGAGUCCCUCGCCAAGGGCCCAGAGGUGCUGCAGGAGUUCAGCCAGCAGGGAGGGGCGGCCACCACCACCACAGCCAUGGUUUACCAGCAGCAGGGUACCAACUGUAUCUACACAGACAGCACUGAGGUGGCUGGGUCUCUCCUGGAGCUGGCUUGUCCGGUACAGGUGACCUCAGCAGACAUUUCACCUCAUCUGUCUGUGCAUCAAGAGUCUGAACAGCAGCUUCAAGUGCAGGUUCAGAUUCAGGAGCAGCAGGGCCAAACGGUUGGCCAGAUUCUUCAGGUGGCCUCCCCCUCUCAGCAGGACCUGCAGGGAAUCUCAGCAGCCCAGCUUGUCCAGCAGGGAGAGCUCACAGAGGAGCAGCAGCAGCAGAUUCAGGCACAGUUGGUUGCAGCUGUAGCUGGAGGGCAACAAAUCCAGUUACAGGGAACACAGCAUAUUCAGUUGCCAGGGGGGCAGCAAAUUCAACUUCAGGCUGGCCAACAGAUUCAGCUACAAGGUGGCCAACAGAUUCAGCUACAGGGUGGCCAACAGAUUCAGCUACAGGGUGGCCAGCAAAUUCACCUACAGGGUGGCCAGCAAAUUCACCUACAGGGUGGCCAGCAAAUUCAACUACAGGGUGGCCAACAAAUUCACCUACAGGGUGGCCAGCAAAUUCAGCUACCAGGAGGGCAACAAAUUCAGCUACAAGGUGGCCAGCAGUUUCAGCUACCAGGUGGCCAACAGAUCCAGAUCCAGACCAUAGAGGCCAUGUCUCCUUCACAGCAACAGGACUCUCUCAGGGAGGCAGAGAGGAGGUCUUCUCCUGCCUCAACUGUUCUCCAACCUGCCAAGAAGCGAAAGGUGGAUGUCCCUCUAGCUGUGUCAUAUGCCAUUCCACAGGGCCAGCAGGUUGCCACAGUUGUAGCCAUCCCUCAAGGGCAGCAGCAAAGCUACGUGUCCCUACGACCAGAUUUGCUCACUGUCGACAGCGCUCAGCUGUACAGCACUACAGGAACAAUCACAGGUCCCACAGGUGAGACCUGGACCAUCCCAGUGUACUCCACUCCACAACAGCAGGGUGUAACUCACAUUGCCAUACCACAGGAGACAUACAGCACAGUGCAAGUUACCACCACCAAUGGUAAGGAUAAAAUGUCCCCCAGUUCCUCAUCAAGGUCUACAGAUGUGCAGUCUGCCUCCGCUGGGACGCAGGAAGAAAUAGUACAGAUGUUCCCAGCACAGUUCAUGAAUGGGAACAUUCACAUCCCUGUAGCAGUGCAGACAGUAGGAGGGACUUACAACACUACACAGUCGGUACACAUAUGGGACCCAAAUCAACAGCAGGGCCAAGGAGAAGAGGGACAAGAACAGCAGCUCCAUCUGCAGGGUCACAUAGAGACAGAGGCUCAUGCUGAGCCGCCUACAGAGAUUCUGGUUCCUGUCUGUCUAAAGCCAGAGGAAGGCCUGGAGGUGUGGCGCCUUUGGGCACAUCGGAAAAAUGCGGAGCUAAACAAGCAGGAAAGGACAAAGCUCGCACCUAUAGGACGUCGUCAGCCCCUGCGUUUUCAAGAAGACCUGGUGUCCAGCGCCGUAGCCGAGCUGAACUUGGGUCUCUCCCUGAUGACGCAGGAGGCCCGAGGAUCAGACGAGGAACAAUUUGCAUCCGAUGUUCUAUAUUAUGUUUUCUUGUGUAUACAAAAGUAUCUUUGCGAGAACGGACGUGUGGAUGAUAUUUUCUCGGAUCCGUAUUACACACGUUUUUGUGGGUCUUUACACAAAAUCCUGGAUGGCUGGAAACCCAGUAUCCACCCUUUAGGUUAUAUCAUCCCAAGUCAUGUGACAGAGGAGAUGCUGUGGGAGUGCAAACAGCUUGGCGCACAUUCACCAGCCACAUUGCUCACAACUCUAAUGUAUUUCAACACUAAGCAUUUCCACCUGCUGACAGCUGAGCAGCACAUGAAAGUAGCUUUCUCGAAGGUCCUAAGACACACGAGGAAGAAUCCCGCCAACGCCAAGGACAAAGCAACCAGUAUCCGCCUUCUGAAAGGACAAGGUCCACACAGCGCAGGACAGAAAGGAAACGAUGAAAUGUACGAAGAGCAGGCAGAGGAUCCCGAGAAUCCUCUUCGCUGCCCGAUCAAACUUUAUGACUUUUAUCUCUUCAAAUGCCCUCAAAGCGUUAAGGGACGUAACGACGCAUACUACAUGACUCCAGAACCCGUCGUUGCACCCAACAGCCCAAUGUGGUACUCGUCUCAACCCCUCACGAGUCAGCAAGUGGAGCACAUGCUGGCCCGCAUCAUCGUGGUCCGAGAGAUCCAGGAGAUCAUUUGCGCCAGUCAAGACAACAUGAGCUAAACUGAGAGGACUGCCUGCACUCAUGGGAACUAGUUCACUGGCUGUUGACUAUGCAGUAUCCAUCCUGACUGUAUAAACCUCAAUGACCAUCUCAAAACAACUUCUGAAACAAUCAUCUCUCUCCAAGGAGUGUGUUGGGACAUUUUUUUCUCUCUCUCUCUUCUUACAUUUUCUGUUUUUAUUUGAUGCAGUUGGCUGUUCUUUCUCUUGACUACCUUUUUGUAAGCCAUUGCCUCCGUAAGGCUUUACUGGCAAGUAAAGGAGGCUCUGUGAUUAACCUCCUGGGCUCUGAGCUCACCAGAGGUGGUAAAUGUUCCUGUAAAAGUCAGUCUUAUCAAUAUGAUAUGAGGAUAUUUAACCCUUCACUACUUAACCUCACAGACCUUUAACCACAUCUUAUUUCUCUUCAAAGUCCCACUAUGAUACGCGGCAUCUUACUGGACAAUUACAGGGACCACUUCCCACUAUUUUUUUGUUUUUGUAUACUGACUGCAUUUUGGAUCAUGUAUCAAUAUGUUCAAAGCUGAAGAACUCGUGCCUGUUUUUCAAAAAUGACGUCAUAAUUUAUGCUUGUGGAUCACUGAGUGAGCUGAACCUCAAAUAUUCACAAGGUCAAGUGCUAUAUUGUAGUCAUUCAGGAGAUUGGAAACAUUUUUCUCAGGUCAAAGCUAGUGAUUAAAACACCCAUCUAGGAUUUUUUGCCAACUUAUUCCUGUAUGUAUAGUAGGUUAUUAAACAGGAUAUUCAGAUGGAAA